Molecule: messenger RNA, 1638 nt
Organism: Ahaetulla prasina
Lineage: Eukaryota; Metazoa; Chordata; Lepidosauria; Squamata; Colubridae
Gene: ILF2
Product: interleukin enhancer binding factor 2
Exons: 16
Coding region: 277-1470 (397 amino acids)
Source: RefSeq, a predicted model, not a curated record
AUCGCGGCGCGGCUUGUUGCGAAGUGGGCGAAGCGGCGAGUGCCGGAGCGGGGGUCGGGUGGCUUUUCUUUCAGAUUCCUCGCUCGCUUUUUCUUCCCCUUCUUCAGAGCUCGGCUCGCCGGGAAUCGUUUUCCCCGCCUCAGCCCGGAGCGGAGACGGUUCUUCCUCUUACGGGAGAGACAUGAGAUGCUGGGACCCUGAUACAUCCAGAGAAGCCGACCUUCGUCUCCUUGCCCUGUUUUAUGCUUGGAAGAGGUGUUGGAUUAGCUGAAUGCAAUGGAUCCUCCGCCUGAUUUUGCAAGGGGCGACCGAGGCCGUGGACGCGGCGGACGCUUUGGGUCUCGGGGAGGCCCUGGCAGCGGGUUCCGACCUUUUGUCCCUCACAUCCCCUUCGACUUCUACGUGUGCGAGAUGGCUUUCCCCCGGGUGAAGCCGGCUCCUGAUGAAACCGCCUUUAGUGAAGCUUUGUUGAAGAGAAACCAGGAUCUGGCGCCAUCGUCCGCUGAACAGGCCUCCAUUCUUUCACUGGUCACCAAGAUCAACAAUGUGAUCGACAACUUGAUUGUGGCCCCGGGAACAUUCGAAGUGCAAAUCGAAGAAGUCCGCCAGGUGGGCUCGUACAAAAAAGGCACCAUGAUGACUGGCCACAACGUGGCGGAUCUGGUUGUGAUCCUCAAAAUCUUGCCCACGUUGGAAGCCGUUGCUGCUUUGGGAAACAAGGUUGUGGAGAGCCUCCGGACCCAGGAUCCCGCAGAAGUGCUGACCAUGCUGACUAACGAGACGGGCUUCGAAAUCAGCUCGGCUGACGCCACAGUGAAAAUUCUCAUCACCACCGUGCCGCCCAACCUUCGCAAACUGGAUCCUGAGCUUCACCUGGAUAUCAAAGUGCUGCAGAGCGCCUUGGCCGCCAUCAGGCACGCCCGCUGGUUUGAAGAAAACGCCUCGCAGUCCACGGUGAAAGUUUUGAUCCGGCUCUUAAAGGACCUCAGGAUGCGUUUUCCAGGCUUCGAACCUCUGACGCCGUGGAUCCUUGAUUUGCUCGGACAUUACGCAGUUAUGAACAACCCGACUCGACAGCCACUGGCCCUCAACGUAGCUUACAGGCGCUGUCUUCAGAUCCUGGCUGCGGGGCUGUUCCUUCCCGGCUCGGUCGGCAUCACCGAUCCAUGCGAGAGCGGAAAUUUCAGAGUCCACACUGUUAUGACCCUGGAGCAGCAGGACAUGGUCUGCUACACAGCUCAAACCCUCGUCCGCAUUCUCUCUCACGGAGGCUACCGGAAGAUCCUCGGGCAGGAAGGAGACGCCAACUACCUCGCUACGGAAAUGUCUACCUGGGAAGGCGUGAUCGUGACCCCGUCGGAGAAGGCUUACGAGAAGCCGCCGGAAAAGAAGGAAGGGGAAGAGGAGGAAGAGAACCAGGAAGAGCCAGCCGCUGGGGAAGAGGAGGAAAACAUGGAAACUCAAGAGUGAUUUGGGGCCCUCAGGGGAUUUCUGCCGUGUCUUGAAACGUGAUUGGAUGAGCCAGUGACGGGAUCGGGUCGGCCCUCGUUUCUGUUCACUUCUUCAAUGUCUUCGUUUUUAUAACUCUUUACCAUUAAAAUGGGAUGUUCCUUAUAAAAGGUGGGCUUUCGUAGAAAA